CAACUCCAGCGCAGAUCUGUUUCUGCAGGGUAGAGUAAAGAGCACAGACAGAAAAAAACUAGGGCUCAAAUGAAGAGAGAAAAGUUCACAUAGACAACAAAAGCAGGCCAAGAGAGAAAGCUGCGGCUGACAGGCACUUUCAAAGGCAGGGAGAUAAAAAGCAAGGAGAAAGUCAGGGUGAGAGACGGGCGGAGAGUGGAGAGAUAUAUUCAGUUUUAAAAAAGAAUGGGCUUCCUAGUGAGCAGUGCUGCUCUUCUCUUAACCUCCCUGCUGGCUUUGCUCUUUGGAGUUUCCUCAGUCUUCAGCCAGGACCUGAGAGAAAGAGAUGCGCUGUGCAAUUCGGACGGCUGCUUUGUGGUCUACUUCCAACGCAAGACCUUUCUGGACUCAUGGAGGGCCUGUAAGGAGAAAGGUGGCAACCUAGCUACAAUCAAACGCAAGGAUGAUGCCACUGUUAUUGCCAAUCUCUUCUCUACCAUUGACUUGCGCCACUCGCGCACCGAGGUCCGGGUAUGGAUAGGUCUGCAGCGUCAGCCUCGCCAGUGUACCACCACACGCCCACUGCGGGGUUUCUCUUGGACUACUGGUGACCAGGACACAGAGUAUACCAACUGGCAGAAAGAAGACUCCCCCCACAUGUGCUCGGUGCCACGCUGUGUGGUAAUGGGCUACAGCACUCAAGAGCAGGAUGACAACUUUAAAUGGCUGGAUGGUUCCUGCUCUGUCUCUGUAGAUGGGUAUCUUUGCCAUUAUGCCUACAAAGGAAUGUGCACUGCCUUGUGGAGUGAAGGGGCAGGUAAUGCCCUCUACACCACACCCUUUAACCUUCUAAGCACUCUACUAACCCAUGUACCAUUUGGAUCUGUUGCUACUGUACCCUGUCCAGCAGAUACCAAGGAAGAACAGUCAGUUUUGUGUAUGCUAAAGGAAGAUGGCUCAGUGGGGUGGUCUAGAGAUUCUCCCCUCUGCUCCAAUCCCCCUGUAUCACACAGCUCGUGUGACAAGAAUAACGGCGGAUGUGAGCAUUUCUGCAGGCCAGCUGGUGUUCACUUUUACUGUGAGUGCGUCGAUGGUUAUCAGCUAGCAGACAAUGGGCAGAACUGUGAACUGUCUGAUGUUUGUCAAGGGGCCUCCUGUGAGUUUGAGUGUCUGCCCCUCUCAGAUGGGUACCGUUGUGCCUGUCCUGAAGGAUACAUGCUUGCACCAGAUGAACGUGGCUGUCUGGAUGUAGAUGAGUGCCUCCAGAGUCCUUGUGAGCAUAUUUGUGUGAAUGCUCCCGGGACAUUUGAAUGCCAAUGCCGGGAGGGUUACAAUCAAGAUGACGAAGUUGGAUGUGAGGAUAUAGAUGAGUGUAUAAAUGACCCAUGUGAACAUGCCUGUGAGAACACUCCAGGCUCUCAUAUCUGCCACUGCCAUCUGGGUUUUUCCCCAGUGCCUGAGGACCCCAGCCGAUGCCAAGACACUGACGAGUGCCAGAUCCCUGGAACUUGUGAGCAGAUGUGUGUGAAUUAUGAGGGUGGAUUUGAAUGCUACUGUGAGGAAGGUUAUGAACUGAUGUCUGAUCACUACUCGUGUCACAAGAGAGGGGAUGGAAAUGACCAAUCUGCUGUCACUCCUCCUUUUCCUUGGGUCACCCACCAGCCUGGACCUGUAUGGGACCCAGUUGACUACUGGAACCCACAGCAGAGCCACACUGACUGGCCUAUGGAGGAGGACCAAUCUCUGGACUGGCUGACUGACCCACCCCGGGUUUUGGAUUCUGAUGUAAUUUGGGUCACCAGUGCACCUCAGGAGGACCUCCCCAUUGAUUUAGCACUGGACUCUCCAACAGAAGAGGCUGAGGAAGAGGAGGACAACAUAGGUAAUGGUGAAGCUGACUGGUUGGAGUGGGGGCUGGGAUCUCAGUCUGAGCUGGGGGUUUUGCCAAUCACCAGUUACACCACACCUCCACCCGCCACAGACCCCAGUACAACUACAGAGUGGUACGGAGAUGAUGAUGAGGAGACCACCACAGCUCUCCCCUUCCUUUCCACUUCUACAAUCUCUGAGGGAGCUUGGAAUUGGUGGCCAGGGCUCACCACUUCCAGCCAGAAACCAGGAAAUCCAGAGGAUUCAGUCAUAGACCACAACAUGCCUACGGAUUCCAGUUACCACAAUGUGGGAGAAGAACAGUACCCCCUGAGGGAAAACUCCAACUUCCCAGGGGAGGAGUUCAGGGAGCAGGAAAAAGGCUAUGUGGAGAUCACACACUCCCAAGACUCAGUUGUUCCCACCCAUCUUAUUCCUUCCCAGCCACCCCCGAGUGUGGGUGGCAUUCUGGAUUCUGUAGAGGAGGAUAGGGAAAAGAACAGCACCUGGCUGCUGGUGGGCCUCCUAGUGCCCAUCUGUAUCUUCAUUGUGGUGAUGGUGGCGCUGGGCAUUGUCUACUGCACGCGCUGUGCUGUUCAGCCACGCAACAAGAAUGCCACUGACUGCUACCACUGGAUCUCUGGAGCUCAUGAUAAACAGGGAGUUCCCAACCCCUCAGCAGGGGUCAAGACCCAUGUUUAAGAAGACAGGAGAGAAACUAACAUUUAAAUAAACAGACUGUGCUUCAGAGGUAAGCAGGAGUGAAUAAUGGACUUGUCAAGGGGACAAGCUAAAUGUUUUACCCGCUCUGACUGUGGAACUGCCCACUGUUUGAACAGAUUUGGAUUUUACUGUUAAAUAUCAAUUGAUAAAGGAGGGGAAGGGAGACUGAAAACCACUGACCUUUUUUGGUAUGGAGUUCCCAUGUGAUACAAACUGCUUUGAUGUGUCAUACACUGAGCACACAGCACAAGAUCGGAUUACUUCAUGAUUGCACUAGGCUAUGUCAUUAUAAUAUAUUACCGGCUUAAUUAGUAAUGUCAAACAGUCUGCUAAUAUCUGAGAAUAAUGUUUGUAGUCAUCUAUUAAUUUCAGCAUUUCACAGCUGGAGCCAGAUCCUGCAAAGAGCCUCUGAAAUCAGUGUACUGAUGGCAAAAGCAUUCUGCCUUAUUGUGAUAGUAAAACUUUCCUAUGAAGUUUCUUCACAGCAAAAUCCUCAGGCUCUGUUCAUUUCAAUAGCAUAUCACUGUAGAUAACUGUUACUGUCAACUGUGUCAAAGGGAUUUAGAUGCAAUUUUAGUUCAAAUCAGCAGUGGGUGAAAGGGGACUGUAAGCAAAUAUCCCUUCAAGAUAAGACAUUCUACAGUCACAUGAUAAUGCUGGGAAAACAAUCAUUUGAAAAUCACUGUGUCGGAGUUGAAUGGUUAAUAAGAGAGCAAAACUGUUUUUGUAUAUAGUGGUUCUUUACGUUGAUUUAUGUUUGUUUCAUACUUGUCAUCAGCCAUUAAAAAAUGUAGCAAUUUCAAUAAUUCAAUGACAUACCUUUUUUAUAUAGUUUAAGAGCACUUCUCUUUUCUUUGACUUGUUUUGGAAAUAGGUUGAAGUGCAGAUGUUCACACUGCACAGGGAAUGGUCUAUAGGCCAGUGAUUGACAUUAGCUUUGACACUGUUCAUGAAAUGGCCAUCAGUCACCCUUUCUAACCCUAACUCAUUAAUACACCCAAGAAUGCUUUUUCUUAUUUUCUUCUUAGUCCAGCCCAGAUAUGUUGGAUCUCAGAUCCCACAGUCAAAAAUGAAAAAUAACACAGGGGAAGCUACACUGACUUUUUGCAGAUGUGUUCAUUGGACAUUAGGGUGUAUGAAUUUUAUAGACCAAAGAAUAAACAAAUCCAAAAUGUGAUGCAUUUAGAAGUUAAAAACAACUUUAAUUUAAGGGAUAAAUUAUGAUUUAAUGACUUGGGAAAGAAAGUGCCAUUACAAUUUACACAUGAAAUAUGCCUUUAUUUUACUGAUAGACUGUGAAAUACAGGAAACAUCUGAUGCCUUUGCUUCUGUUACAUGUUAAGAAAUUGUGAAUUAAAAAGUAUGACAAGGGUUGAGUGUGACAGCUUAUUAUUGACUUUGGAAAUAGUAGUUUGACAAAUCAUUUCUUAACUUGAGGUUCACUUACUGGCUUAUAAUGGAGCUUCUCAGAGUCUUCAUUAGGGGGUGAAGUUUGAUCAGCUGUUAUGGCAAUAGCUCUGUUGCUAUCAGUGAUUUAAGUAGCGAACUACCAUCUGCUUAGGAAGACCAUGAAAUAGUUUGAAAGCUCCAGAAAAAGGUAGUAGUGAACCUCAGGUUCAUUUCUUUUUGUCAAAGAUGGUGGUUUUAUGGAUGAUGUUGAUGUGCUUGUGCAUUAUUGUGUUAGUUGUCACUACUCUGAUCUUUUGAAGCGUUUUGUCUAUAUUCUUGUCAUUCAUCCUUU
Molecule: messenger RNA, 4312 nt
Organism: Chelmon rostratus (copperband butterflyfish)
Lineage: Eukaryota; Metazoa; Chordata; Actinopteri; Chaetodontiformes; Chaetodontidae
Gene: cd248a
Product: CD248 molecule, endosialin a
Exons: 1
Coding region: 226-2550 (774 amino acids)
Biological process (GO): cell migration
Cellular component (GO): extracellular matrix; external side of plasma membrane
Molecular function (GO): calcium ion binding; extracellular matrix binding; extracellular matrix protein binding
Source: RefSeq, a predicted model, not a curated record